UGCCUAAUCUCGCAUCAUGUGCAAUCCUCCACGCCCUCAUUGCUACCUCUAGCCUCCACAGCUUUCUGUCCUUGUGUAUGUUGUACACCAGCACGACAGACGGACUUUUCUUAUAACUCAGUGGCGCAUUCAUCUUCGCAUCCAGUAGAUGCCUGCGCUCCUCAAAGUUGCCAUUCUCCAGUAACUCCAUUUCCCGCCACUGGAACACCCAGUUCAACCGCAUCUAUUUUCUGUAUGUCGGGUCUCGCAUGCUCCAUCUGCUGCCCUUCCAACUUGCGCCCCGGGCUGACUACUGUUGGAGUGGGACAGUCUUGUGCUUCAUCUGAGCAAAUCUUGCUUCUUGACCCAAGUUCUUUUUCCGGAAUCGGUUCAUCUACUCCUACCUCCACUUCUGCUUCCUUCCUAUCCGCCCCCCCAUCUCCCUCGUUUACCUCCUUCGUUCCUCACAUUCAUUCCUCUGGAGCCCAUGCCCAACCUGGUUCAGGUCGAACUGACUCUAUUUCAAUUUUGACGCCACUUUCAGCCCUCCACCCGCCCUUGAUGUCGGCACCUGAACCGCCCUGUUUACCUCCACGUUCACAUCAUGCAGUGCUACCUACUACUUCAACGGCCAGGUGCUCUAAGCAUAUUGCUGCAGUGCCUCCAUCACAUGGACCAAUAGUCCCAGCAGCACUUCUUUCCCCUCUUCCACUCCCCUUGGCAUUUACCUCACCUGACUGUCAUGUUGCUAAGGAAACGACAGCAAGCCCAAUUUCUCCUUCAGUACCACCAAACCAGCAUCAUCUUCACCAUGUGCAACACCAUCUAUUGCAAUUACACUCGGGGCUUGGUUCAUGCUGUCACCAACCUCUCCCUCCUCUGCCUCCACGCAAAAUAAGCACCUCGCACGUGACAGCUCCUGAUAUCGCAUCUUCUGCUCAUCCGACCUCUACUUCAACUCUAUCACCAUCACUCUCGUCGGCUGCCUUGAUGGUACCGCUACUACUACCCAAACCAGAGCUGGCCACACGUCGGCAUCUAGACUAUUGUAGUCAGGCCGACGAUGCAGUGUUGCCGAUUGAUGAAAGCUUGGUUCGGACGGAAACCACUGAUUAUGGUGCAUCCGACAACCAAGUCCUGACAUAA
Messenger RNA from Protopolystoma xenopodis, 1125 nucleotides. The record is from the annotation of a GenBank genome assembly. NCBI's taxonomy places the organism in Eukaryota, Metazoa, Platyhelminthes, Monogenea, Polystomatidea, Polystomatidae.